This is a messenger RNA of Penaeus monodon (black tiger shrimp), 1190 nucleotides long. RefSeq lists its product as uncharacterized. NCBI's taxonomy places the organism in Eukaryota, Metazoa, Arthropoda, Malacostraca, Decapoda, Penaeidae. The record is from RefSeq and is a predicted model, not a curated record.
GUAAAUACUGCCUCGGGCGUCAAAGGUCUUCCAUCUCGCAUGUUUCUUAUAUUAUUGGUAUUGCGUUUUCACUGAGUACUUUUGGUAGUGUUAAAGUCGAUUUUCAUGUUGAAUAUUUGCCCAUUGGGGUAAAUGAACUUGGAAGAUGAAUUCGUGCCGGCAAGAUGUCCUGGUGUUUGCGGAAUAAAAGGUAUCCGGUAACCGACCAGGUAACAGAGUUCGUUCAAACUCUGGUCUCGCGAGUAGUGUGCGUCACCACAGCACUCUGGAUAUAUAAUCUUCAGCUCCCUUAUCGAGGCCUUUGCAGGAGGUGAGCCAAGAAGAGAACGGUGGAACGGGAGAAACCUAGAAAAACAGUAGGAGGUCAGGAGAACAGGAGGCCACAGGGACAAAAGUGAACCGGUUCUCAGAGAGGGAGACCGACAGGAGAGAAUAACCACCGGGUGAAUCGAGGACCAGGAGAACAGAGAACAGAACCGCCACCAUGAAGAACUGCUGGUCGCCCUGGAUCUACUACGACAACGUGAAGAGCGGCAGCAAGGCGUGCGCCGCCACCACCAUCUUCUUCAGUGUGUUCUCCAUCAUCUACAUCUGCUACUGCCUCGACGAAGGGGACUCCUCGCAGUUCUUCCUGCCGCUGUUCGAGACCGACGUCGAUACCACCAUGAAGUCGGCGGGCGGCUUCAUGAUCUUCUUCUACCUGCUGUACAUCGCCUUCUCCAUCCUCAUGAUCCGCGGAGUCGUGAAGGAUCACCGAGGCAUGAUCCUGCCGUGGCUCAGCCAGAACCUCAUCUACAUCCUCAUGAUAAUUGCUUUCGCGCUGUGGCUCCAGGCGUCCUACUAUCAUUACCUGUUAUCGGUCUUGUGGACGCUGAUAUACUUGCUCUUCGCAGCUGCUCAUGUGUACAUGCACAGGUGCGUCAAGAGCCAGUACGACAUCAUCAAGAGCAUGCAAGCGCCCAACAUCGUGCAGUUGGUGUGAGUACACGCGGACGGAUGGCGAUGUGACCAGCCGCAUAGAAGCUUACCUCCGGGGCUCAGGUGGGCUACGCAGAGGAACUUCUGCAGGGAACAAAGCAACACAAGAACAAGAGAACAGAUUCACCCGGCAAAUUCAUCGUCCUAGGUGAUUUCUUCCAGUCGUAUUGUGCGCUGUUUUUGAAGUGACGUCUCACGGUGUAACUGUUUGU